GCGAGGAAACCAAAUAAUCAAUAUAAAUUAAAACAAUCUGAAGGAAGAGAAGGCAGCAUUUGCGUUGCGUUGCAAGAACUCUGUGGUGGGUGCAGUAACUUCUUAGGACUCUGGGCGCCGCUGUUGGCCUACUAGGAGAGAAAUGCUGUCGGCUCUCAAACCCGCUUCUCAGGACUCUGACGACACAAAGCUCCGGGUUCGUACAGAUCGGCUCAGGGCUGCAGCAGAACUGAUCCUGGGGUUUAAGGGGCACGGGCAGCCACCGAAAGGAAAAGGAAGCGUUUGAAAUAUUGAACGCAUUAAAAGAAGAUUUGGUGAGGAUUCUGCCACCAAACAACAAUGGCCACUGAAAGGAAUCUCUCUGAACACAGCGCGCUGGUCCUUCUCUUCCUUUUCUUCUGGAUGCCGUGGGACUGCGGAGCUCGACAGAUCCGCUACUCCGUUCCUGAGGAGCUGGAGAAGGGCUCCUUCGUGGGGAAUAUCUCCAAGGACCUGGGGCUGGAGCCGCGGAUGCUGGCGGAGCGCGGAGUCCGCAUCGUCUCCCGAGGUAGGGCGCAGCUGUUCGCUCUGAACGCGCGCAGCGGCAGCUUGGUCACGGCGGGCAGGGUAGACCGCGAGGAGCUCUGCGCUCAGAGCGCGCGGUGCCUGCUGAAUAUUAACAUCCUGGAUGAGGAUAGAGUGAAACUUUUUGGAAUUGAAAUAGAGGUUAUUGAUAUCAAUGAUAAUGCCCCGAAAUUCCAAGCGGAGACCUUGGAAGUAAAAAUUAAUGAGAAUGUCGCUCCUGGGAUGCGCUUUCCUCUCCUGGAAGCUGUUGAUCCCGAUGUGGGAGUGAACUCCCUGCAGAGCUACCAGCUCAGCUCCAAUCAGCACUUUUCCCUGGCAGUUCAGAGUCGUGCCAAUGGUGCCAAGUACCCAGAGCUGGUACUGGAGCGAGCUCUAGAUCGAGAGGAAGAGGCCAUUCACCACCUGGUCCUCACCGCCUCCGACGGGGGUGACCCCGUCCGAUCUGGCACUGUCCUCAUCAGUGUGACAGUCUUCGAUACCAACGACAACGCACCUGUCUUCACUGUGCCUGAGUACCGAGUGAGUGUCCCCGAGAAUUUGCCUGUGGGCACUCAGCUGCUCACCGUGACUGCCACCGACAAGGACGAAGGAGCCAAUGGGGAAGUGACAUACUCAUUCCGAAGAUUAUCUGACACUCAGCUGUUGAAAUUCCAACUAAAUAGACAUACUGGGGAAAUAAAAAUAUCAGAAAAUCUAGAUUAUGAAGAAGCAGGCUUCUAUGAACUAGAAAUACAAGCAGAAGAUGGAGGAGCCUAUCUCGCCACUGCAAAGGUGCUAAUUACAUUGGAAGAUGUAAAUGACAACAGUCCAGAGGUGACCGUCACAUCUCUGUUCAGCCCAGUGGCCGAGGACUCUCCUCCUGGAACUGUCAUAGCCCUUUUGAAUGUGCAUGAUUUAGACUCUGGGCAGAACGGACUGGUGACCUGUUCAAUCCAAGAAAAUCUACCAUUUAAAUUAGAGAAGUCCAUCGAUAGUUACUACAGAUUGGUGACACACACCGCCCUGGACAGGGAACAGACAUCCUCCUACAACAUAACAGUGACAGCCAGAGACGGGGGAAGUCCACCUCUAUCAACAGAAACUCAUUUUACUCUGCAAGUGGCAGAUAUUAAUGAUAACCCGCCCAGCUUCUCUCGCACCUCCUACUUUACCUAUAUCCCAGAAAACAACCCCAGGGGCGCCUCCAUCUUCUCUGUGACAGCUUUGGAUCCAGACAGCAAAGAGAAUGCCCAAGUAAUUUACUCAAUCACUGAAGACACCAUCCAGGGGGCGCCCUUGUCUUCCUACAUCUCCAUCAACUCCGACAACGGCAUCCUGUACGCAUUGAGAUCUUUUGACUAUGAACAGUUCCGAGACCUGCAGCUCUGGGUGACAGCCAGUGACAGUGGGGACCCACCUCUCAGCAGCAAUGCCUCCCUCACCCUCUUUGUGCUGGACCAGAAUGAUAAUGCCCCUGAAAUCCUCUACCCCACCCUCCCCACUGAUGGAUCCACAGGCGUGGAGCUGGCACCACGCUCUGCAGAACCUGGCUAUCUGGUGACCAAGGUGGUGGCAGUGGACAGGGACUCUGGCCAGAAUGCCUGGCUGUCCUACCGGCUGCUCAAGGCCAGCGAGCCAGGGCUGUUCUCUGUGGGGCUGCACACGGGCGAGGUGCGCACAGCACGGGCCCUGCUGGACAGAGAUGCACUGAAGCAGAGCCUGGUGGUGGCCGUCCAGGACCACGGGCAGCCGCCUCUCUCGGCCACUGUCACGCUCACAGUGGCCGUGGCUGACAGCAUCCCCGCAGUGCUGGCUGACCUGGGCAGCCUCAAGCCUUCAGUGGAAGCUGAUGAGGCAGACCUGACUCUGUACCUGGUGGUGGCAGUGGCCACAGUGUCGUGUGUCUUCCUGGCCUUUGUGAUUGUGCUGCUGGCACUCAGGCUGAGGCGCUGGCACAAGUCGCGAUUGCUGCAGGCGUCAGGAGGAGGCGGGCUGUCGGGCGUGGCCGCGUCGCACUUGGUGGGCGUGGACGGGGUGCGUGCUUUCCUGCAGACCUAUUCUCAUGAGGUGUCCCUGACCGCGGACUCGCGGAGGAGCCACCUCAUCUUCCCUCAGCCCAACUAUGCAGACACGCUGCUCAGCCAGGAGAGCUGUGGGAAAAGCGAGCCUUUGUCUUUGCUAAAUGAGUCGAAGUGUCCUAUAGAAGAUGCUCCACUGGUUCCAGUGAGUUCAAUUUUUACUGUUACGGUAGAAUUUGAUGUUUAA
Molecule: messenger RNA, 2808 nt
Organism: Ochotona curzoniae (black-lipped pika)
Lineage: Eukaryota; Metazoa; Chordata; Mammalia; Lagomorpha; Ochotonidae
Product: protocadherin gamma-A10-like
Exons: 2
Coding region: 340-2808 (822 amino acids)
Biological process (GO): homophilic cell-cell adhesion
Cellular component (GO): plasma membrane
Molecular function (GO): calcium ion binding
Source: RefSeq, a predicted model, not a curated record